This is a messenger RNA of Bicyclus anynana (squinting bush brown), 5630 nucleotides long. RefSeq names its product serine/threonine-protein phosphatase 2A catalytic subunit beta isoform (gene mts). The coding region runs from base 53 to 982 and encodes 309 amino acids. Gene Ontology annotation, biological process: mitotic cell cycle; peptidyl-serine dephosphorylation. The transcript is spliced from 7 exons. Gene Ontology annotation, cellular component: cytosol. The record is from RefSeq and is a predicted model, not a curated record. Gene Ontology annotation, molecular function: protein serine/threonine phosphatase activity. NCBI's taxonomy places the organism in Eukaryota, Metazoa, Arthropoda, Insecta, Lepidoptera, Nymphalidae.
AUAUCUUAAAAGCAAGUUAACGUCUAAGGCGUUAAUUUCACAGUCUCAAAGUAUGGAGGACAAGGCGUCACUAAAGGAACUGGAUCAAUGGAUAGAACAACUAAAUGAAUGCAAGCAAUUGACAGAAAACCAAGUGAAAACGUUAUGCGAUAAGGCAAAGGAGAUACUGACUAAAGAGUCAAACGUGCAAGAGGUAAAAUGCCCAGUGACGGUAUGCGGCGACGUCCACGGCCAGUUCCACGACCUGAUGGAGCUGUUCCGCAUCGGCGGCCGCUCGCCCGACACCAACUACCUGUUCAUGGGCGACUACGUCGACCGCGGCUACUACAGUGUGGAGACUGUCACAUUGCUAGUUGCACUAAAGGUCAGAUACCGUGAGAGAAUAACAAUCCUCCGCGGCAACCACGAAUCGCGUCAGAUCACGCAAGUGUACGGCUUCUACGACGAGUGCCUGCGCAAAUACGGCAACGCGUCCGUGUGGAAGCACUUCACCGACCUGUUCGACUACUUGCCGCUGACCGCGCUGGUGGACGGCCAGAUCUUUUGCCUCCACGGUGGGCUGAGCCCCUCCAUCGACACGUUGGACCACAUCCGCGCGCUCGACCGCGUGCAGGAGGUGCCUCACGAGGGGCCCAUGUGCGAUCUGUUGUGGAGCGACCCUGAUGAUAGAGGCGGAUGGGGUAUAUCGCCGCGCGGCGCCGGCUACACGUUCGGGCAGGACAUCUCGGAGACGUUCAACCACAGCAACGGGCUGACGCUCGUGUCGCGCGCGCACCAGCUCGUCAUGGAGGGCUACAACUGGUGCCACGACCGCAACGUCGUCACCAUCUUCUCCGCGCCCAACUACUGCUACAGAUGCGGUAACCAAGCUGCCAUAAUGGAAUUGGAUGAUGCGCUUAAGUACUCAUUCCUGCAGUUCGACCCGGCACCGCGGCGCGGCGAGCCGCACGUCACGCGGCGGACGCCAGAUUACUUCAUGUAGACUGUACCAGCGUUGGCGCACCAACAGUCGAUGCGUCGUCCCCGCGCACUGCCCGCCCGCCCCCGCUCCCCCUCCGCCGCAGGCCGGGCGCUCGCUCGCGCCGUGUCAUACAAGGCGCUGUGUAUCGCUGCCGUGUGACGCACGCUUUACUACUGUUCGCAUACACACGGCCACAUUCUUAUGGUAGGCGUCCACACAUCCGCACCGUACGCAUCCGACGCAUCGCAUCGAACGGAUAUACAUAGAUGCGAUCCGUACGAUGCGGGUCAGUGGACGCACUUGUAAUACUUUAUAUUCAAAGAAUACUAAAUUCUACUGCUAUCCGUUUGAUGUUUAGACUAAUUACAUAAGUACCAGUAUCGCACCCAAAUUCAGGAACAAAAUUGUCCUUUUCUGAGGAAAACGUGCAUAGUUUGAUUUGGUAUACAUCUAGAAUACUAAACUAGAAGUCUUAAACGCCAUUCAACUACAAAGGUAUUUUUACGGAUCUCUUUAACCGGCGAACACGAUUACAACUAGGAAACAUCGAUUCUAUAGAAAUUUUGUAAUCGCACAAGAUCGUUGAUUAUAUACUUUGACAGAAAGGUCCAGCGAGGCAGGUCCAUAUCUGAUUAGUCUGAGGUUUAAUGCAAUGCGGAUCAGUUUUACGUAACACUGAAGACGAAAUCGUUGUUCUUUUUUGUUCUUAGUCACCUACUAUUUGCUAGUUACGCGUGUAUAUCAUUAAUGCAAUUAUUUUUUAUUAUAUUUGUUUACGUAAUAGUUAGUGUUAAAUUUUGAUAUACAAAUCAUGAAAAAAGUUUGUAUAUAUGCGGAUGUCAAGAAGACGCGUAACGUUUUUUUUCAUGAGUAUCGCCGGCUUCAGCACGCUGCUUGUAAACACUCAUUCUGGAUUUAUUCUUUAUUCUGUGGUUGAAUUUAAAAAAGAUGGUUAUAAAAGUUUAAAGUUUGACUUCAUCAUUCAAAUCAUAAAGUUUCAAUUGGUGAAGAUUCAAAUUGGCAAGUAAUUCAAAUAUAUUGUGUGAAAUUCUCUUUAUCACAAAUCCGCUGGCACCAUGGAUAUUUACGAUUUAAAAGUAACCAAUGUUCUGUUACAUUGUUCAACUUGUCCCUUUACUAAAAUUCAUCAAAAUUGGCACAGCGAGUGCUGAAAAAGCUUUGCUUUUGCUGCAAAAGCUGUGAAUAAGGAAAAAAAUAGACAGAUUUUCGUAUUUAUAAUAUUAGUAUGGAUAUAUCUGGUAUCUGUCUAAUCGAUAAACCUUGACAAACAUUAGGAUAUCUCCUUCAUGCUUACCAUGUUCAAACACCUGUGCACGCCACUGGAUGCGAUACAGACGUAGGCGCUAUUAUCUUCACAUGUUUACUUGUCGUGUGUAAAGGCAAGAUCACAGUAACUCGGUGAUGCUUCGAUGUUGAUUGUUUCUUAAAAUAACCUAUUGAUAAUAAUAAUAAUAAUCAACAAAAUGGUUGUAUAUGUCAUUUUUGUCAUCUAUUGUGUGUAUGUAUGUGAUUUUUUUUUUUGCAUGAAAUUUAGGCGUCAUGUAAGACGUUUCUUUGAUGUCUUGAUAUUUAAUUUUAUUUUAGACUUUAAUGAAACAUUUUAUUUGCACAUAUACUGAAUAAAAGAUAUGUUAAAUGUUAAAAAAGUAUACAGAAUUCUUUUAAUAUAAUUGUUUAUAUUCCUUUUGAAGUACAUAUAUAUAUAUUUUAAUACUAAGAGUAUUGAGAAUUGAAUAAUAUUGGAUUUGGAAUAUGUUACUUGUAUUUUAUAUGCAAUGUAAGGUAUUUUAAGUUUCAAAAAUUAGUGAUGUGUCAAUGGAUACAGAAUAUUAAUUUUGGGGUAUUAUUUGGAACAUCACUAUUAUUUUUAUUUAGUAAAAAUAUUGGAAACAACAGUUUGUUCAAUGAAAUACUUUACGUACAUAAAAAUAAUAUCUAAAAGUUUUACUUCGGUGUUAAACUUAAGAAAAAAAAAAUAUCCAUCGUAUUAAGUACUAGAAAUAUCUUAAAAGAAAAAUAUAUAUAUAUAAUAAAAUUACAUUGAGUGUUUGUUAGACUUAAAUCAAAACCAUUUUUUUAACGCUGCGAAUAAAUUAUCAAUGUACUAUGUGCAUUUUCUGUGUUAAUUUUGUGUUUAUUUGUAUUUUGAUCGAGUCAUCAUUCAAAAUGAACACAUGUUUUUACUGAAUGAAGAAAUUUUGACUUUCAUGUUAAUCAAUCAUUCACAUUGAAAUACUGUGUUUGUUGUUUACAGUGGCGUGCACUUCAUACAUGCAUUAAAGCUUUGCAUACCCUAAGAGAUUUUUCUCUAGAUACUUAUUAAAUGCAGAUUUUCCCAGUUUGGUUAAUUUUUCUUACUAGUGCUUACACUGAUCGACAACCUUAUGCACGCCACUGGUUGUUUAGAGGUCCGUGUUUACGGUGUAUUGGAGUUCAGGCAAUUUAUUUUAUUAUAUGGCGGCUCCAAACGUUGGCCUUGCCGUUGGACGUCGUGCAGAGCCGGCAUUAUAGAAAGUAAGUGUUACUUUUGGCGUAUGACAAUGAACGUUAUAUAGUUGUUUUAAUUUGCUGUUCUUUCCGAAAAAUCGCAAAAAAUAACCAUUUAUUCCUUGUACUUUCAUAAUGUCAUAAUAUAUUGUACGCAAAAAUGUACUAAAACGAAUGUGGGCUGUGUGUGUGUGCAUUAGGGCGGGUUUACAUUGCGUCAGUUGCUGACGAGUCGUUGCUGGUCCGUGAUGACGUCUUAAGUGAUUUCGAGUCAUCGCCCUGACGUGACGGAUUAUGUGACGUCAAAUUUGACACUCGAUCAAUUGGCACUUGUGACCUCACCCGAUAAAUGAACAGGCCAACGCUGGCGCGUCAGAGCUGGUUUAGUAUUACGCCAAUUUAUAUUUUGUAGCAUUUACAUAACGUCAGCAAUAGACUAGUUGACCCUUUUUUUAAUGGUUCAUUAUAGUUCAAAUAGACUGAAUUUUUAUUUUCAUAUUUUUUGAGACGUGAUUACAUGAAAAUUUAAUAGUUUUUAAAUAUGUUUUUGACAAUACGAGCUAAAACGCCUGUCGGCCAUGACAGUCUAUAUUUCAACUGUGUCAUGACGUCACUGUAAUAAAUCCGAUACAAAUGGAACGUUUGAUAAAAAUAUUAGUUAUCAAUUAGUUCGACGUUUAGUACAUCAAGUGUGUUAGUGACGUCACAAAAUGGACGACAGCGUUUUUGACGUUUGGAAAAAUUUAAAAAAUACGUGAUAUUUAAAUUGAGUUUUUUAAUCCAUAACUUUUAUUAAUUAAUAUCGAUAUAUUUCGGCCCCUUAUUCCAUGUACUACACGAAAUUAAUAUUGUUAAUUUAUAUUAAAUUUGAUAUGAGUCAACUACCCUAUUGUUUUACAUGAGCCGAGUGCUGGCAUUGUGUGAAUCGCUACUAUAGAGUGUAAGUGUUCAUUUACACUAGCGGCAACUCUGCCGUCGACUGCCGUUGGCUGCCGCCGAGACGUCGCCGAUUGCAGUCGACUGCCGUUAGCUGCCGUCGAGACGUUGCUGACUGCAGUCGACUGCCAGUCGUCGGUACAGUUGCCGCUCGUGUAAAUGAACCCUAAGGUGCGUUUGUGUGUAUGUCAUCUUGGGGCGGGCGAACGUCGUUAAUAUAAACAUAAGUCACCGCAAAUUUUUAGGUUCUUGCCCCCAACCGUCGUCAGACGUGCAUGCGGUUCAACGAUUUUAUAUAUUUUUAACCGACUUUAAAAAGUAGGUUAUUGUUUGUUUGAAUGACAAAAUUAACUUGGUUAGAGAUUGAUAAUGGAUUUUAUAAGUAUGCAAAAAACUUAUAAUUUUAUUUAUACGAUGUUAUUUAACGAAAAUUCAGUGAAAUGUUAUAAUUCAAUAUUUUAACAUGUUUUACAUUUCAUUGUGAGACGGAAUUCAUACAAAGUUUUCAUGUAAACUUGAUAAUUUUGUAUGAAAUGUUAAAAUAUGUUUUGGAAUGUUAAAAUUUGUUGUGAUGAUUGCAUGUUAAGUCCCAUUUAAAUGAAUUCCCAAAAAAUAUUUCCACUUUUUAGUAAGAAAUUGCAUUGAAUACAAGAAAUUGCUUGUUAUUUAAUGUAUUGUAGUGUGAAAUGUGUCAAUUUAUGUGUCUAUCUAACCUGUCAAAAUUUAUCGUUUGUAUAUAUAUAUUUUUUUUAGUUUUUUUUUUUAAUAUCUGUGUUUCGCAUGUCGUCUGACGAUGAUCGGCCGCGCUGUUUCAUUAUGCUGGUAUGUCCAUUUGCGCGGACGACGCUACUAAAUGAUAAUAAUAUAAUUAAUCGGUUCACUGUUGUAUGUAUGUAUAACUUAAUGUAUCAAAGAACUUAGACCUCAUUAAACAGCGUACAUUUGCUAAAAAAUACCAAAAGUAGUUUUAUUUCCGUCAAAAAAAGUCACCAUCGAUUGGCGGUACCGUACGGUUGAACGUACGCUAUGGACAUACCAUCAUAAUAAUCUAUGGUGACUUGGAAAAAAAACAUUUAGCUUAAUGAACAAGCCGUAUAAUUAUUUCUUCAGAUCAAAAUCUGUAAAGAUCCAUAUUUAUAUACCUAUAUGAAUAUUUGCAUAUAAAUAGCGUGAACAAAAAUAUAAAAUCUCGACAUGAUGCGGAAAUAAAGGAACAGUUUUUUUU